Molecule: messenger RNA, 1260 nt
Organism: Empidonax traillii (willow flycatcher)
Lineage: Eukaryota; Metazoa; Chordata; Aves; Passeriformes; Tyrannidae
Gene: HOMER3
Product: homer scaffold protein 3
Exons: 9
Coding region: 164-1234 (356 amino acids)
Biological process (GO): regulation of store-operated calcium entry; G protein-coupled glutamate receptor signaling pathway
Cellular component (GO): plasma membrane; postsynaptic density; dendrite
Molecular function (GO): G protein-coupled glutamate receptor binding
Source: RefSeq, a predicted model, not a curated record
GGAAACAAAUAACAGCUGAGCUUUUCCAUCGCUAGGAAAUGAAUCCCUGUGGAGGCAGCACCAAAAAGGAGCCCCAGAGCCUCUAGGACACACACCUGAGGAGGAGCUGUUGGAGGAGAGGCACAAACUAACUCCACCAGCUAACUAACACCCUUACUAACCAAUGUCAACAACUAGGGAGCAGCCAAUCUUCAGCACCAGGGCCCACGUUUUCCAGAUCGACCCGGCCACCAAGCGGAACUGGAUCCCGGCCAGCAAGCACGCCCUGACCGUCUCCUACUUCUACGAUGCCACGCGCAGCGUGUACCGCAUCAUCAGCGUGGGGGGCACCAAGGCAAUCAUCAACAGCACCAUCACCCCCAACAUGACCUUCACCAAGACCUCCCAGAAAUUCGGGCAAUGGGCCGACAGCCGAGCCAACACCGUGUACGGGCUGGGCUUCGCCUCGGAGCAGCACCUGUCCCAGUUUGCAGAGAAGUUCCAGGAAGUGAAAGAAGCAGCUCGUUUGGCCAGGGAGAAGUCCCAGGAUAAAACAGAGCUCACCAACCCUGCCCUGAACAUCACAUCCCACCAGGUACUUCCCAGCCCCAUCAUCAGCUCCAAUGGGCCAGGAGAGGAUAAACUCUUCCGGAGCCAAAGCGCCGACGUGGAGAUCUCGACGGAGAAGGAGCGGCUGAAGAAGAUGCUGUCGGAAGGCUCAGUCAGCGAGGUGCAGUGGGAAGCCGAGUUCUUCAGCCUCCAGGACAACAACAGCAAGCUGGUGGCUGCCCUGCACGAGGCCAACGCCAACGUGGACCAGUGGAAGAAGCAGCUCUCGGCCUACCAGGAGGAGACGGAGUCGCUGCGGCAGAGGGUGGCGGAGCUGGAGUCGCAGGGGACCCACGAUUCCUCCAGCGAGAACAACAAGGAGGAGCUGAGCCAAACCCUGGAGGAGCUGGAACUGCUCAUCAAGGCUAAGGAUGAGGAGAUCCAGAUGCUGAAGAGCCAGAAGUGUGGCCGCUGGGAAGCCGAGGGGGAGCGGGAGGAGACGCUGCAGAAGCUGCAGGAGCUGGAGGCCCGGAACGCCGAGCUGGAGCAGCGGCUGCACCUGGCAGAGCAGAGCCUGGCAGAGAGCCUGGCAGAGAGGGAGAAGCUGCAGAGCGAGGUGACCAAGGUGGCCGAGAUCAUGGACGUGAAGAUCUUCGAGCUCAGCGAGAUCCGGCAGGGACUGGCCAAGCUGGUGGAGAGCAACUGAGGCAGCAGAGCCCUUCCCACUGCCCC